ACCCGUUAUCAAUUGGGGUUUUUUAAUAUCGCCCUCGAAGGGAAGCGCGGAUGGGGAAAGGGCUCCGCGCUCGGUGUCGCCGUUCCGGGACAAAACGGCGCGGGCGGCGCCGCCUUUCUCGCCUCCGACUUAAGGCCUCACGACAGCGCCACGCCCAGGCACAAAAUGGCCGCCGCGGCGUGAGGGUGUGAGAGCGGGCGGGGCGGGAACUCUCGCGAGAGUUCGAGCUUAUCGCCCUAUCUCCUCGCGUGGGCGGCGCCGAGAUCUCGCGAGAGCUCGUGCAGCCGGCGGGAGCAUCAUGGCGGCGGCAUUGACGGCGGCGCGGCGGAGGGUGAUGCGGGCCGCGCUACGGCCGCGCGCGGUGAGUGACCACUCAGAGCCCGGCCCGCCGCCUACCGGGCCCCGCUCCCGCCGCUUCCCGCCCGUUCCCGCCCGUUCCCGCCGCACCGGAGGCGGUGGGCACGCGUGUGUCCCCGUGGAUUUCGAGGAGGUUCGCGUGAACGCGGAGGCGCCCGAGGACGACGUGCAGAACGCCAUCACGGCCAUCCGGCGCAACGGCGUGGCGCUCAAGGGGAACAUCGAGACCAACCACAACCUCCCCCCCAGCCACAAAUCCCGCAACAACCUCAUCAGGACCAGCCUGGAUCUCUACGCCAACGUGAUUCACUGCCAGAGCCUGCCCGGGGUGGAGACGCGGCACCGGGACAUCGACAUCCUCAUCGUCAGGGAGAACACCGAGGGGGAGUACAGCUCCCUGGAGCACGAGAGCGUGGCGGGCGUGGUGGAGAGCCUGAAGAUCAUCACGGCCGGGCGCUCGCGCCGCAUCGCGCACUACGCCUUCGGGCUGGCCCGCGCCGCCGCGCGCCGCUGCGUCACCGCCGUGCACAAGGCCAACAUCAUGUACGGCUGGGGGGUCCCGGGGGGAGGGCCGUUACUGGCCACGCGGAACACCGGCAAGAGCAUCGCCAACCGCAACAUCGCCAACCCCACGGCCGCGCUGCUGGCCGCCUGCAUGAUGCUGGACCACCUGCGGCUGCACAACCACGCCUCCACCAUCCGCAAGGCCGUGCUGGCCUCGCUGGACGACCCCCGGACGCACACGCCGGACAUCGGGGGCCAGGGCACGACGUCGGGCGCGGUGCAGAGCAUCAUCGGGCACCUGCCGCGGGGCUGAGCCCCCCACGGACACGGGGACCCCGGGACCCCCAAAACGGCCCUGGGACCCCCCCCGAACAGCCCCGAGACCCCAAAACGGCCCCGGGACCCCCCUGGAACAGCCCCGAGACCCCAAAACGGCCCUGGGACCCCCCCAGAAUAGCCCCGGGACCCCAAAACGGCCCUGGGACCCCCCUGGAACAGCCCCGGGACCCCAAAACGGCCCUGGGACCCCCCAGAAUGGCCCCAGGACCCCCAGGAAUGGCCCUGGGACCCCAAAAUGGCCCUGGGAACCCCCCAGAGUGGCCCCUGACCCCCCUGGAAUGGCCCCAAGAUCCCAAAGCAGUUCUGACCCCCCCCCCCCCCAGAAGACCCCCAGGAGCACAGGCCUGACACCCCCAGGACCCCCCUUGAAACAGCACCAGGACCACCUGAAACACCCCCCGGGACCCCCAAACACCCCCGGGACCCCCCUGGAACAUGGCAUCUACCACACAACACCACUGGGACCCCCCAAAACACCCCAGGCCCCCCCAAAACACCCCAGGACCACACAACACCACUGGGACCCCCCUCCAAGACACCCAAAGCACUUCCAGGACCCCAAAACACCCCUAGGACCCUCCUGGGACCCCAGAACACCCCUGGGACCCCCCAGAACACCCCCGGGACCCCAAAGCACCCCCAGGACCUUUAGGACCACGAUGCACCCCAAGGGACCCCAAAACAGCUCUGGGACCCCCCAGGAGCACGCACAAAGCCCCUGGGACCCCCCUGGAGCCCCCCAGGACACUCUAGGGUCCCACCAGGACCCCCCCAAACCCCCCACAGGACCACGAAGAGCACCCCAACCCCCCCACGGGACCCCAGUAAACACCUGAGGACGACCAGGAGCCCCCCAAACCUCCCGUAGGACCAACAGGAGCACCCCAAACCCCCCACAGGACCCCAAUUAUCACCCCAGGACCAGCAGGAACCCCCCUAACUCCACACAGGACCACCAAGAGCCCCCCAAGCCCCUCCCAGGACCACCAGGAGCACCCCAAGCCCCUCACAGGACCACCAGGAGCACCCCAAACCCCCCAGAGCAGCACCAAGAGCACCCCAAAUCCCCCACAGGACCCCAAUAAACACCCCAGGACCAGCAGGAGUCCCCCAGGCCCCACACAGGACCACAAUGAACACCCCAGGACCACCAGGAACCCCCCAGAAGACCCAAAUAAGCACCCCAGGAGCCCCCAGACCCUGCACAGGACCCCAGUAAAAACCCCAGGAUCUCCUAAACCCCCCUCAGGACCACCAAGAGCACCCCAAACCCCUCACAGGACCACCAGGAACCCCCAAAAGACCCCAGACAAACACCCCAGGACCACCAGGAGACCUCCACAAAACCCUAAACGUCCCAGGACAACCUUGACCCCCCACAAAACCCCAAUAAACACCCUAGGACCACCAGGAACCCCCCAAAACCCCAAUAAACACCACAGGACCACAAAGACCCCCCCAGAAGACCCCAAUAAAAAUCCCAGGAGCCCCCAAGCCCCCCACAGGACCAUCAGGAACCCCCCCAAAACACUCCCAUGAAAACCUUGAACCCCCCCACAGGGCCCCAAUUAACACCCCAGGACCACCAUGACCCCCCACAAAACCCAAAUAAACACCCCAGGAACCCCCAAACCCCCCACAGGAUCACCAGGAAUCCCCCACCGGUACCCCUAUAAACACCCCAGGACCACCAGGAAGCCCCCAGUGGUACCCCAAACAACACCCCAGGAACCCCCGAACCCCCCACCAGGAACCCCCCACAACAGGACCCCAAUAAACACCCCAGGACCACCGGGAACCCCCACAGGACCCCAAUAAACACCCGGUACCACCGGUACCCCAAUACACAGCCGGUACCCCAAUAAACAGCCGGUAGCGCC
Molecule: messenger RNA, 3080 nt
Organism: Onychostruthus taczanowskii (white-rumped snowfinch)
Lineage: Eukaryota; Metazoa; Chordata; Aves; Passeriformes; Passeridae
Product: isocitrate dehydrogenase [NAD] subunit gamma, mitochondrial-like
Exons: 10
Coding region: 299-1174 (291 amino acids)
Biological process (GO): isocitrate metabolic process; tricarboxylic acid cycle
Cellular component (GO): mitochondrion
Source: RefSeq, a predicted model, not a curated record